ACAAAGAGCGCUUAGGCAUAUACAAGACAUCUGGCAGAUAGGCGAGCGCUGCCGAAGAGCUUUGAAACCGGACAAAGUUGCUAACCUUUCAGCAGGCAAAGUCAAUUGUACCUUGAUCAAGUGCAUCGACUGUCUCCAUCGCGUCACGGCCUGAGAAGCUGGUGAGGCAUAAUCAAAGCGAGCAUGUCCGCAACUGGACAUGCACCCCCGACGUCCACAGUCGGCCUGCCAACGAGCACUGGCGCGCAGCUACAGAUGCGGCGGCUUAUUGGCCGACCUCCCAGCGCCAGCGCUGCAGCGUCGCGGUCCCUAAGCUCCGCCCAGCCGACGACUGUUGCGUUCACACGCCAUGACACCACCAAGAGCCUGGCGCCGGGGUUCCUGCCCCGUUCGCGCUGCUCGCCGGUCGCUCGCUUCUUCCGCGAAGGCGGCUCCGGCACAGGCGCCAGUGGCAACAACAAUGCCGGUAGUGCCGGCGGGAGCGGCGGUGCAGUGGCAGAAGGCAAGGCGGUGACGCCGCUGGAUGCGGUGGAGGAAGCAAGCGCUGCUGGCGCUCCCGCCAUCACGCAGCAGCAGGGCAAUGCGGUGCCGUUCGUGCCGUCAACUCGGCAGCGACACCAAGACAAGGCGCCGGACGCCGCCAUGGCGUCACUCGCCGUACAGCAGCAGUACGGCAGUGGUACGGCGGCGGCGGCGGGGCGGCUGGCGGCGCAGCAGGCGGCGGCGGAGGAGGCGGAGGUGGCGGAGGCGGCCGCCGCCGCAGCCGACCGAGAUCUGCGUGCCAUGUCUGUGGCGGCGACGAUGGGAGGCAGGGGCGUGGGAGCCACGGGGGAGCUGGAGCCCUUCGAUGAGCUAGGCAUGGAGGCGUUCAUGGAGCGGGAGGCUUUCGUGGAGGAGGGCGCGGUGAUGGUGGAGACGGCGGCGCCCGGCGGCGGUGCCGACGGCGGCGGCGACGAGGUCGGCAGCAGUGGUGCCGCUGGCGAUGCCGCUGACGUCUCGAACGUCAUGCCGACCCCGCCAGCGGUGGCGCCGCCGCCGGCCCUUAAGAAGCCGGCGCCGCACAAACUCAAGCCCAGCAAAAUGUCGCAUCGCCGUCCGGCGGGCAUUGCGAGGGGAAGCGAUAGCAGCAACGGCGGCUACAGCCUCGGUGCUGCUACAGCCUCGGCGCCCGCGGUGUACACCACAGGCCCGGACGUGGCCGAUGAUGACGUGGCUCCGCCGCACCGGCGGCGGCACAAGCUGCUACACCCGCAGCCGCCGCCGGCGGCUACAGCCGCCAGACGCUCGAGGCAUGCGGCGCUGGCGGACCGGACUCCUGAGGCGGCCGCCAGUACCACCGGCAGUAGCAGCCAGCCGCAGCAGCAGCCGCAGCAGCAGCAGCACUAUGGUGGCGGUGGCGGAAGCCACGGUGCCAGUGAUGAGCGGCCUGGGUACGGCAUCUUGGAGCUGUACGGCAACUGUCCAGACGUACCAGACGAGGAGGUGGCAGGCGAGAAGUCGUUGUACGGCGCCGUUAUGCACAAUGCAGCGGCAGUUGGUACGGCAUCAAAUGCCCGGAGCGAGGGCGACGCCGCCUCCAAGGCACUGGCGGAGGUGGCGGUGCCGCCGCCGCCGCCGGCGUCGCUUCCCGAGGACAUCUCCAUCUCCCGCGCCGUCGGCGCCAUCCGCACUGGCGGCGCCGCGCCGCCACGGCUGACCGCGCCUCUGUCGCUGCACGCGCCGCCGCCGCCGCCAACCGCCAUCGAUCGGCGGUUGAAGUCGUUGAGUGACGUGGACCGGCAGUUUAUCGAGGGGCUGGAUAACGUCGCUAACGGUCACGGUUGGUCGGACCAGGCACGUGACCUGCAGGCGGGCAUGCAGUCGCACGUGACGCCGCGGCCGAGCGCCACUGCCAAGGCCCGUGGGCCGGCUCAGCCCGCCUACGCGGCGCACAUGCACACGCCGCCGGCCGAGGGCACCAACCCCGCCGUGUCCUCUGAGCCGCAGACGUGCGGCAUCCACGGCAGCGGAGGCGGAGGCGGUGGCGGUGGCGGUGGCAGGGGCGGGGGCGGGGUGGCAGCGGCGGCUGGGGUGAAGCCGCCGGUUGUUGCCGCGGGCAUGGUGAUGGGCAGCCUGCCGACGCGCAUGGGGUUUGUUGGCGGCGGCGGCUGUGGCGUUGGUGGUGUGGGCAGCAGUAGCAGCAGCGGCAGCGGCAGUAGCCAUGGCAGCCGGAGCAUUACCGCGGGGGCCGCCAGCGGAGGCACAGCACCAUCUGAUGAGAUGGGCGGCGGCGGCGGCAGUGAUGGCGGCGGCGAUGGCGGCGGCGGCGGCAGCGGCGGCGGUGGUGGUAAUGGCGGCAGCUCCGAUCCGCUGCCGAAGACCGUGGGUCGGCUGCCGGCCGUACCAUCACAGACGUACGGCGUGAUUGCUCGUACCGCCGCCAUUCUGGAGGCAGACGGGCAGUUGACGCUGCUUGCUCGUCCCACCGGCCCCACGCCGGAGCGCGUGCGCGCGGCCCUUCGACUGCUGCACAUGUCGCCGGACAGCCGCGCCUUCGCGUCAACCGCCGCCGCCGCCGUCGCCGCCGCCACGAUCGACGAGGCCGCGGCGGCCGCGGUCACCGCAGAGGCGGCCGCCGCUGCCGCGGAGGCGGCGGCGGCGGGCGGCAGCGCCGCCGACGCGGCGGCGGCCGCCGGCGAGCGCGGCCUGGAGAUUGAGGUGAUCGACCGUCGGGGCGCGGGCUCGGCGACGGGGUCGCUGUCGUCUGCCACGUCGUCGCCGCUGACGUCGUUGGAUGAGUUGAUGGAGAUCGCGCCGUCACUGAUGCUGGGCCAGACGGAGAUCAACCCGGCAGACGUGGCCGCAGACCCGGAGUCCUACAUGAAGCCACGGGUGUGGGGCGACCUCGACCUCAUCCACGACCCGCACGACCCUCGCGGCUCAGGCCCCAUGGGCGCAAUGAACGCCCUGGCCAACGGAAUCGGGUCUGACGGCGAGGGGGUGCUGGGUGGCGGCGGCGGCGGCGGCGCAGCAGGGGCCGGCGGGCUGGACCUGCUGGCGGCGGCGGCGGCGGCGGCUGCGAGUGUCGGCGACGGCGGCAUGUCGGGCUUGGGCGCGCUGGGCGGGCUGGCGCCGCCGGGGCACAGCGGCGGCGGCAUGGGCGCGGGCUGGCACGAGGACUACGAUGAAGUGAUGGGGCAGAUUACGGACAGCCAGCGCCGCGGCUACUCGGAGGACGGCGUCAGCGGUGGCACCUUUGACUCGGACUAUUACUAAGCACCAAGACGACGACACGUACGUACAAUUAGCUGCUGCCAGGCCGCUAGCUGGGAUUAUGUACCGUGGGCUCUCGGCUUGUUCUUGGUUGCAGCUGACUGGGCAAGGCCUUCAGGAUUGUGCUGGACGCGCAUGUACAACAUGUGUGAAGCCCUUCGCAGUUCGUGAUCAAGUACCGGUACCGUAGGAGUUGUCUGUGGUGUGGGUAGCUCUUUGUUACAGGUUCGAGUGGGUGUGCUGCCGCCCUGGCUUCCUAGCCUUUCCUCGGCCACAAGUGGUGUUGCUAAACUGCUGUUGCACACGGUAUUCAGGCGCUUCGUUGCUUGGCAUGUAUGUGGGUUUGUGGCGCACAUGCGCCUCCAUUUGCGCCCAGAGCUACUGGCUGGGUUAGCGCGAUGCUUAUGGCGGCCGCACGGCAUUCGCUGCGCGUCCGAAACGUCCGGUACUGGGUGAGAGGAACAUAAUUCCAAAAGGCAUGCUCGUUACCCUGGGACAAGCCCAGGCACAUUGACUUGGCACAGGUUCGGGCUUGUCGAAUGGACCGGGUGCGAGGGGCGCAGUGCGGCGUGGUGCGGAUUGCAGUGCUGAGGGUGCUGUUGCUGUUGAUGUUGAUGCUGCACGCAUGAAGGGACUGAGGCAACAUGAGGGAAGGCACAUUCAUGAGUGGCUGCGCGGCGUGGCGUCGGCAGAGCGCGUGGCGUGGUGCAGGCCUGCGCUGUGCAUGCAUGAUUCUUUUUUGUGAACUGCGUAGCACGGGGCCAGUCGGCUCGCGUGUUCACACGUGCGUGACGUGCAUCUCUUGUGGACAGUUUGUGUUGCCAACUUGCCAUCAGCAAGCACGAUGGGGGGGGGGGGGGGGUACAGAUAAUAGGUACCUCGGCUUGGCUAGCGACGGAUUUGCUGAGUGCCCCCAACGUCGUGGUGUUCCAGGACGGCGGCUGACGGCUGGGCUGGCUGUGGCUGAUUACUAGCGUCUGUAAGUGGUGGUUGUGUAAUUUGAAAGUUGGCAUGCGCCCCUGUUGAUCUUGUCAGGCUACGGGCGCCAAUGCCGCGACGCUGCAACGUGUGUAAUGGUGCUGACGCAUACCGCCGCUUGGGGGGGAGACGAGGCGUACAUACGGCGGUGCCAAUGUGUCUCGUGUCAAACCCGGCGCAAGGGCAGAUCACCGCCAAGUACACGGCCGUGCAAGAUACACUCAAACGUAUAGCACAAUCAAUGCAAGGAUUCAUUAUUAACGCUUUUGAUUCAAGCACAAAUGCGGCCUUCUUCACUUCUUGCCGAGCAUGUUGCACUGUGAAUAGUGUAUGAGCCACAUUUAGAAAUUGUAAAAUUAUUCCGAU
Molecule: messenger RNA, 4596 nt
Organism: Chlamydomonas reinhardtii
Lineage: Eukaryota; Viridiplantae; Chlorophyta; Chlorophyceae; Chlamydomonadales; Chlamydomonadaceae
Exons: 7
Coding region: 184-3255 (1023 amino acids)
Source: RefSeq, a predicted model, not a curated record